This is a messenger RNA of Copidosoma floridanum, 3282 nucleotides long. Its product is annotated as ATP-dependent RNA helicase DDX42. The record is from RefSeq and is a predicted model, not a curated record. NCBI's taxonomy places the organism in Eukaryota, Metazoa, Arthropoda, Insecta, Hymenoptera, Encyrtidae. Gene Ontology annotation, molecular function: ATP binding; nucleic acid binding; RNA helicase activity.
UUUACUCUGCAGUCUUCACUAAUGUUAUUUGUGUGUGUUUGAAUUCGAUUCAGCUUGGUUAACCUAUCAAAUUCAGUUCAACUUGUUACUUUUGUAAUUUCGUUUUAUUGUUAUUCAAGUAGUUAAAUAUUGAUAUCAGCUAUAGUGUUCAAGUAAGGAUAUAACCAUAACCAUGAGUUACCGUCAAAGUAACCAUGCCAAAAAGUCUAAAGGAUUUGGGUUUAUUGGCUUUCAAAUGCCCAGUAGUCGUAAGCGUGCUGGAGCUGCUAUACCUCCUCCACCACAAAACUCGGGUUUUAGCAAGCAAGGUUAUCACACGAUGAAUUCCAUCACUGAAACUGCCCUGUCAGCCAGCUGUGGAGCACCAAAGAAACGCAGUAAAACUGAAGACGAGUACUUUGAUGAUGAUGAUGAUGAUGAUUCGUCGAAACUGGAAUACAUUCCAGCGCCAGGCUCACCUUCGUACCAAGAGCCCGCAAAAAAGAAACUUGAAAGCCAUGAUGACAGUGACAGCGAAGAGGAUCCAUUGGAUGCAUUCAUGGCUGGAAUAAACGCUCAAGUUGAAAGAAAUCAAAACGAAAAUAAGGAUGAUAAAAGUAGAGGUGUUAGAGCAGACAUUGAUGUCGAGGAUGAUGAAGAAAGUUAUUACAGAUAUAUGGAAGAAAAUCCAAAUGCAGGGCUCCAUGCAGAUGACUCUGAUCAAGAAAUUGAAUACGACGAGGAUGGGAAUCCUAUAGCUCCGCUUAAAAAGAAAGAAAUUGAUCCCUUGCCUCCAAUAGAUCACAGUGUCAUUCCUUAUGAGCCAUUUGAAAAGAAUUUUUACAAUGUGCACCAAGACAUUGCGAAUCUCGAUAAACAGCAAAUUGAUGAUUUGAGAAAAACAUUGGGCAUCAAAGUGACAGGGCCAGCUCCGCCUCAUCCCGUAUCAAGUUUUGGACAUUUUGGGUUUGAUGAGCAUUUAAUCAAGGGCAUACGAAAAUACGAGUACACUCAACCCACUCCGAUUCAGGCACAAGCAAUCCCUGUGGCAAUGAGUGGCCGAGACUUGAUUGGCAUUGCUAAAACAGGUAGUGGUAAAACGGCCGCAUUCGUAUGGCCCAUGUUAAUUCACAUAAUGGAUCAAAAAGAAUUGGCUGAUGGUGAUGGACCCAUAGGACUCGUUCUAGCACCAACCAGAGAAUUGUCGCAACAGAUAUAUCAAGAGGCAAAAAAAUUUGGUAAAGUGUACAAUAUAAGGGUUUGUUGUUGCUACGGGGGUGGCAGCAAGUGGGAACAGAGCAAGGCUUUGGAGGAUGGAGCGGAAAUCGUUGUGGCCACUCCAGGUAGACUAAUUGACUUGGUCAAAAUGAAAGCCACCAAUUUAGAACGAGUUACAUUUUUGGUUCUCGACGAAGCCGAUAGAAUGUUUGACAUGGGUUUUGAGCCACAAGUGAGGUCCAUAUGUAAUCACGUUAGGCCUGACAGGCAAACGUUGCUCUUUAGCGCUACUUUUAAGAAAAGAAUCGAAAAACUUGCCAGAGACGUGUUGACUGAUCCAAUAAGGAUCGUUCAAGGUGAUGUUGGCGAAGCGAAUACAGAUGUAACGCAGCACGUGGUAGUAUUUAACAAUGAUCCCAUUGGUAAAUGGAAUUGGCUUAAUCAAAAUUUAGUCCAAUUUUUAAGUAAUGGCAGUUUGCUAAUAUUUGUCACUAAAAAGUUGAACGCCGAAGAAUUAGCAAACAACUUAAAGUUGAAAGAACACGACGUUAUGUUGCUUCACGGAGACAUUGACCAAAUUGAACGAAAUAAAGUUAUAACUGCUUUUAAAAAGAAACAAGUUGACAUAUUAGUUGCUACAGAUGUCGCAGCUCGAGGUUUGGAUAUUCCUCACGUAAGAACGGUUGUAAACUACGACGUAGCCCGGGACAUAGACACUCACACGCACAGAAUCGGCCGAACUGGUCGAGCUGGGGAAAAAGGUACGGCAUAUACGCUCGUUAACGAAAGGGACAAGGAAUUUGCCGGUCAUCUCGUGAGAAAUCUCGAAGGAGCAAACCAGCAAGUACCAAAAAAUUUGAUGGACUUGGCUCUGCAAAGUAAUUGGUUUAAAAAGUCGAGAUUCAAAAGCGGAAAGGGUAAGCAAGUGACCGUAGGUGGUGCAGGUUUUGGUUUUCGAGGCAAAAGCACGCAAUCUGAGCAGAGCUCGGAAUCAUCGUCAACCUCUCAAGGAUCCAAAGAUAUUAGCCAAGUAGUCAAAACGUUGGAGAAAGCAGGACCAUGCAGCGACCGACUUGCGGCAAUGAAAGCUGCUUUCAGGAGUCAGUACAAUACACAGUUUCGAGCUUCGUCGGAUCACACCUGGGAGCAAACGAUAACACCUUUAUCUGUGAUUAUGCCACCACCUCCGCCUCCGCCAAGCACUCUGACAACUUCUUCAACACCUUCAAACAGCCAAUCGACCCAAGAAAACUCCAACGCAGUACAAUUUGAGAAACAGGAUCGAAAAAGUGCCAGGAAAAGUCGGUGGGAGUAAAAGUGGUGUGUGUGUGUGUGUGAGUGAGAGAGAGUGUGUGUGAGAAAUAUUUGUUGAUCAUUUUAUCAUUUAUCGUCGUAAAAAAAUAAUGGUUGUCGAUUAUUAUGUUGUAACGACCAUUUUUAUUUUAUAUUUUACUUACAAAAAAAUAAUCGCUUCGUGAUUUUUUCCAUUUUUUUCUUUUAAAUAUUUUUAACGUACAUUACUCCAAAAAAUCAUUUAAAGUCUCGCAAAUGACUCACCCCACGCUAUUAGUAUAGUUUUUGUUUACGUAAAAGUCUGAUAUCAUUUGGUGAUUUGUAUCCAUCAUCAGGCUGUAGAUGCUUUUAUUGCUUGUAUUUUUACUCGUCAUUGAAUAUAGUUUCAAUUACUAUCAGUAAUUAUCUUAACUGUAGGUGAUAAAAAUUUAUUAUGAAAAUAAAUUUAAAAAAUUUAUGAUUGGUCGAAAAAAAAAAUAAAAGUUCGAGGUAUUGAAUAACAAACAUAGUUUCAUCUAGUAAAAAAUGUUUAUUCACUACUUGCUCAUGAAUAUAAUUAUAUUUCUGAAAACUAAAAACAAAUACUUCAUUGAAUAACGCAUGACAUGCUCAUUGAUACUCAAAAGCAGCUCCAAAAAAAAAAAAAAGUUAACGCUUAAUGUUUCAAUUUACUAUUACAAACAUCCAAAUCCUUUCAUUUUCAGCUGUAUUUUGUAAACGUAACUACAGGUUUUCAAAGCGAAAACCAGCUGGCAUUUGGACUAAAUAAUUGUAUUCGGAUAUACUUACGUG